CUUCCCUCGUGCACCUCUUCCUUCUCUCUCUCUCCCCUGCCUUACCCCGGUCUCGACCAUCUGCAAGAUGCGAAUUCGCUAUCCUUUUGCAGGCGCCUUCAUCUUCCUCUUCUUCCUAGCCGGCUACAUCGGUCUCCUCCCGCACAGCGAAAACCCCAGCAUCCCCGCCCAAUACCACCCCAAUGACAAGCUCCUCCACGCCGUCACCUUCUUCCUCCUCUCGCUAGUCUUCUACUGGAUCCCAGACACCACCCGACGCCGCACCCUGCACCUGACGCUCCUCGUCUGCACCCUCGGGCUGGGCAUCGGCUCCGAGAUCGUCCAAGGCGCCCUCCCCAUCGGCCGCGACUUCGACCCGUUCGAUCUCCUCGCCAACCUCGUCGGCAGUCUCGGCGCAGUCGGUCUCUGCAGCUGGUACCACCGGCGCAUGCUCGAGCGGCGACGCAAGGCUCGCUUCGGCGCCUACGGUGACGGCGCCGCGGACGAUGUCGAGCUUGGUGUCCCCCACGGCGACGACGGCGACGACGACGACGACCAUCUAGGCCCGCAGGAAACAGGCGUGACUACCCUCGAGCGCGAAGUCGACAAUUGGGACGAGAACGCCGUCGAUAACUGGGAUGAUGCCGAUGAUGAGCCUGACCGUGCUGCCUCCGCUUCUUCCAAGAGGCCUUCUCCUCCGGCCUAUACACCUUCCCCGGGUGUGGCAUCACCGGGUCCUCAUGGCGAGGAGGCCGAAGGAAAGAGGAACGAUUAAUUUAUGAUUUGAAUUAUGUCGGUGCAGUGUGUCUACGAUUGUCUGGUCUAGUAUAUUAUAUUAGGUAGGAUCUACCUAUCAUCCGGCGUCACCGUCGGUACCUGGAUGUGCCCAGUCAGCAGGUACAGGAACAAGCGACCCAAUCCGAUAGCUCCGGUGCGCCUUGUCAUGAUGAUUGUUUUCAUUUUCCUUAUUGUCUCCCUUGUGAUGUCGUAUGAUUCCUGUUUCUUUUAAUUCGAGCCGUGUCAACACCACCAUGAUGUUUAAUUAUUCAAUGGAAAGAUGAUAAAAUAAAC
Aspergillus candidus is the source of this 1050-nucleotide messenger RNA. RefSeq names its product VanZ family protein. The record is from RefSeq and is a predicted model, not a curated record. NCBI's taxonomy places the organism in Eukaryota, Fungi, Ascomycota, Eurotiomycetes, Eurotiales, Aspergillaceae. The transcript is spliced from 2 exons. The coding region runs from base 68 to 754 and encodes 228 amino acids.